Messenger RNA from Limanda limanda (common dab), 993 nucleotides. RefSeq names its product ST6 (alpha-N-acetyl-neuraminyl-2,3-beta-galactosyl-1,3)-N-acetylgalactosaminide alpha-2,6-sialyltransferase 5b (gene st6galnac5b). The transcript is spliced from 5 exons. The coding region runs from base 1 to 993 and encodes 330 amino acids. Lineage: Eukaryota; Metazoa; Chordata; Actinopteri; Pleuronectiformes; Pleuronectidae. Gene Ontology annotation, biological process: oligosaccharide metabolic process; ganglioside biosynthetic process. The record is from RefSeq and is a predicted model, not a curated record. Gene Ontology annotation, molecular function: alpha-N-acetylgalactosaminide alpha-2,6-sialyltransferase activity.
AUGAAGAUAAGAGUGUACCAAGGGGUUAGUGGCAUCCUCGUCGUCACCAUGGUUACCAGCAUUAUGUUGGUGUACAACAGCGGCUCCGGUGACAGAUCACCUCCGUCAUCAGCAUCAUCAUCAACUUCCCGCCGGUUAGAUGCUGCGAGUUCGGCCACAAAAAAGCCGAAGAGACUGCAGAGAAUCACGCCAUCUACACUCGAGGGGUACGCAGGUGUCAUGGAUCAUAAGUCUUUGAAGAUGCAUUGCAGUACUUGUUCUCUGGUGACCAGCUCGGGUCAGCUGACUGGGAACAAACGGGGUGAAGAAAUCGAUCGCUCUGAAUGCGUCAUCCGCAUGAACGAUGCCCCAAGCGAAGGCUACCAGCAGGACGUCGGCCAACGCACCAGUCUGCGCGUCGUUGCACACUCCAGCCUGCAGAGGGUGCUGCGGAGCAAACAGGAGCUGCUCAAUGCCAGCCAAGACGCAGUGUUCAUCUUCUGGGGACCAAGCAGCUGCAUGAGACGGGAUGGAAAAGGUCACGUUUACAACAACCUGAGGCUGAUAAACCAGCGACUGCCCAAACUCCAAAUUUACAUUAUUUCUCGGAGCAAGAUGCUGAAGUUUGAUGAACUAUUUAAAAAGGAAACAGGGUUUGACAGGAAGAUUUCCAACUCCUGGCUGAGUACUGGCUGGUUCACCAUGGCCAUAGCCCUGGAGCUGUGUGACAGGAUCAACGUGUAUGGCAUGGUGCCCCCGGAUUUCUGCAGGUCCUCCUCCCAUCCCUCCGUGCCCUAUCAUUACUACGAGCCCCUGGGGCCCGACGAGUGCUCCAUGUACCUUUCCCACGAGAGGAGUCAGAGAGGAAGCCACCACCGCUUCAUCACGGAGAAGACAGUGUUUGCUAACUGGGCCCGGGCCCUCAACAUCCACUUCUACCAGCCGCACUGGAGGCCCGCAGCCAUCGUUGCCAGCAUGAACAGCUCGUGCGCUCCGGCUCCUGCUGGAUCCUGA